This is a messenger RNA of Fusarium oxysporum Fo47, 1971 nucleotides long. Its product is annotated as P-loop containing nucleoside triphosphate hydrolase protein. Gene Ontology annotation, molecular function: ATP hydrolysis activity; ATP binding. The transcript has 4 exons. Bases 250 to 1971 code for a protein of 573 amino acids. Gene Ontology annotation, cellular component: mitochondrial matrix. The record is from RefSeq and is a predicted model, not a curated record. Gene Ontology annotation, biological process: proteolysis; protein catabolic process. NCBI's taxonomy places the organism in Eukaryota, Fungi, Ascomycota, Sordariomycetes, Hypocreales, Nectriaceae.
CGUAACUCCAGUCAUAGAAGCAUCGUCCUCCCUACGCCAGUCCUAUAACCAAUCUCGCUGUAACCAUUUCCAUGCUAUCGAAUCGAUAGGCUCUAUCGUCGGCCUUGCUCUCGCACGACCGCAUUAAGCUGUAACCGUUCCCCGCAUCCCGUCAUCGUCUGCCCAGAUAUACUACAACUCAGUCAACUGUCGCCUGACGCUCCGCUUUGUAUCAUCCUUCAAUAUUAUGCAAACUGAAUAUAUAUCAUAAUGUCGCCCUUCGUAAGGGCACUCCCUACCGCUCGUUGCUGUCUUUGCCAUCUCUCGCGCUGUGCCACACGACCGGUACCUACUACGACACGUUGCCUAUCCUCUUACAAUUCCCGAUUACGACAACAACACCGCUAUAUCUCAGGCUCCCCUAUAGCUUCACGACGCAACAACGACUUCAAUUCAGGCUUCAGUAGCAGCUAUGACCCAUCAGUCGAUGCGGGGCGUGGCCCCAUGUUCAACAAGACCAACUUUGGCGUACCGCAGUUCUACCCACGCGAUCUCAAGAAAAGAGUAGACGACUACGUCGUUGGCCAGGACCGGGCCAAGAAGACAAUAUGCGCAACCAUCUUCAAUCACUACCAGAAUCUACGGCGAAGACACCAACAUGAGCACGAGGACCGGAACAGGCGGGAUAAGGUAAUGCGCCAGAGGUUUGCGAGAGACAGAGAACUGCAUCAGAAACGUCGUGAGAUGCACCCUGUCGAAGAUGAGUUCCCGGGCCAUAAUGAGUCGGUCCGUGCGCUUCACGAUAACCACGAAUUCGAUGACGACCCAAUGGACCAUCUCUAUGUUGCAGAGGAUAUAACAGUUCCCGAUCACGUCAAGAUAGACAAGAGUAACCUCCUUCUGGUCGGUCCCACGGGUGUUGGCAAGACUUACAUACUAGAAACACUAAGCAAAAAGAUAAACGCUGGAUACAUAGGACAGGACGUUGAGACCUGCAUCGAGCGGCUUCUUAUCGAAGCCAAUUAUGACAUCAAGGCAACAGAGCACGGUAUUGUUGUUCUAGAUGAAUUCGACAAGAUUGCAAGGCGCGAAACGACUACUGGUCGGGAUGUUGGGGGCGAGGGUGUUCAACAGGCGCUGCUGAAGCUCGUUGAGGGAACAAAAGUUACCAUCAAUGUCAAGGACAACCGCUCAUCCCGAUCUACGCCACCUAUCACGACGAACUAUAGCGCAUCUGGGCCAUCUUCCUCGACUCCUCAGGCAGCUCCUCCAGGUGGCAAGGUUGACCAGUAUACUAUUGACACUACUAACAUUCUCUUUGUGUUCUGCGGCGCCUUUGUCGGGCUAGACAAGGCUGUCCUGAAGAGAGUUGCAAGACCGACGAUGGGAUUCGGCGGAGAACUUAGGGGACGCUCCUCUAUGUCUGGCAACAAGCAAACUCUGCCGGCAGAAACAUAUACGCAUUUGCCUCACCACAACCCUCAAUCAGCUUCAUCGUUCACGCCGUUAGAUCUUACCACUCCUGCUGAUCUACAAAGCUUUGGUUUCAUUCCCGAGUUGAUAGGGCGUUUGCACAAUAUCUGUGCUCUUAGUCCGCUUUCUAAAGAAGAUCUCUUACGUAUUCUGACUGAACCCAAAAACAGCCUUGUUGCUCAGUAUACCGCUCUUUUCGAGACGUACCCUUCGCGAUUAUUCUUCACAGAGAAAUCAUUAUAUGCUAUCGCGGAGCGAGCUGCUGCUUCAGAAACAGGCGCCCGAGGUCUCAAGAUGGAGAUGGAGCGUGUCCUAGCAGAGCCCAUGUUUGAUGCUCCGAUGCCUUAUGUACUCAUCACCGAGGGAUGCGUAAAGGGAACGGAGAAGGCAGGAUACUGGGGCAAGGACGGCCGGUUUGAGGUGGACAGAAGGAUGCAGGCAGAAGAGAUGAAUCCAGCCAAAGGGGAACCCGAGAACACAUUCGAAAAGUACCGAGAAGCAGGACAGAGCGGUGGCUAA